Molecule: messenger RNA, 3315 nt
Organism: Heterocephalus glaber (naked mole-rat)
Lineage: Eukaryota; Metazoa; Chordata; Mammalia; Rodentia; Bathyergidae
Gene: Samd11
Product: sterile alpha motif domain containing 11
Molecular function (GO): protein binding; DNA binding
Source: RefSeq, a predicted model, not a curated record
GGCUGGCCGGCUGGCGAGCGCGCCGCGGGACCGCCCCGGUGCGUGGGCGCAAGUGACUCCGGCGACCUGAGGGAGCCCCAGGGCCAGGGCCGGAGGCAGCGACGGCAGCAGCAUGUCUCCCGCCUCCGAGGCCCCGCCGGCCGUCCAGGCCGCUGUCGGAGGCAGCCCGGCUGGCGGCGUGGCGGCGGCAGGCGCGGGGACCCAGUAGUGGCGGGGCGCGCCCUGGGCCCCGAGACCCAACUCCAGAGCGGCCGGAGUAAGUUGCGCCGCCCGCAGAGAGCCGACUGAGGGGCGCCGGCGAGCCAUGCCGGCGGUCAAGAAGGAGCUUGCGGGCCGGGAGGACCUGGCCCUCGCCCUGGCCGCCUUCCACCCGGCCCUGGCGGCCCUGCCCCUGCCGCCGCUGCCGGGCUACCUGGCUCCCCUGCCCGCCGCGGCCGCCCUGCCCCCAGCGGCCUCGCUACCCGCCCCGGCCUCGGGCUACGAGACGCUGCUGGCCCCGCCGCUUCGGCCCCCGCGCGCCUUCCCUCCGCCGCCCCGAGACCCGCUGGCCCUGGAGCGCUUCUCGGCCUCUGCGGCCUCAGCGCCAGACUUCCAGCCGCUGCUGGACAACGGCGAGCCCUGCAUCGAGGUGGAGUGUGGCGCCAACCACGCACUGCUCUACGUGCGCAAACUCUGCCAGGGCAGCAAGGGCCCAUCCAUCCGCCACCGCGGGGAGUGGCUCACGCCCAACGAGUUCCAGUUCGUCAGCGGCCGCGAGACGGCCAAGGACUGGAAGCGCAGCAUUCGCCACAAAGGAAAAAGUCUGAAGACGCUUAUGUCCAAGGGGAUCCUGCAGGUGCACCCUCCGAUCUGCGAUUGUCCGGGCUGUCGAAUAUCCUCGCCGGUGAACCGGGGGCGGCUGGCAGACAGGAGGACAGUCGCCCUGCCCCAGACACGUGCCCUGAAGAAGGAGAGGACUCCCAGCUUCUCUGCCAGUGACGGAGACAGUGACGGGGGUGGCCCGGCCUGUGGGCGGCGGCCCGGCUUGAAGCAGGAGGAUGCCCCACACGUCCGUAUCAUGAAGAGAAGAGUCCACACCCACUGGGACGUGAACAUCUCCUUCCGAGAGACAUCCUGCAGCCAGGACAGCAGCCUUCCUACUCUCAUAUCCAGUGUACAUCGAAACCACCACCUCGUUAUGCCCGAGCAUCAGAGUCGCUGUGAAUUCCAGAGAGGCAGCGUGGAGAUUGGCCUGGGACCCACAGGUGACUCAUUAGGCAGGAGGCUGGGCUGCUCUCCUCACAUCAGCAGUGACUGCUCUUCGGCAAAGCGGGCCCGAAGCAAGUCCCCCCAAGAUACCCUGCUGCUGCCGGAACUGGGGCCCAGCAUGGCCCCUGAGGACCACUAUCGGCGGCUCGUGUCAGCCCUCAGUGAGGGCAGCACCUUUGAGGACCCUCAGCGUCUCUACCCUCUGGGCCUCCCCACCCAUGAUCUCAUGCGGGUCCGGCAGGAGGUGGCAGCUGCAGCUUUGAGAGGCCCCAGUAGCCUGGACGUCCACCUGCCCUCACCCGCAGCGGGUCAGCGCCGGAAGCAGGGCCUGGCGCAGCACCGCGAGGGGCCCACGCCAACAGCUGCCGCGUCCUUCUCCGAGAGGGAGCUGUCGCAGCCGCCCCCCUUGCUGUCGCCCCAGAAUGCCUCCCACAUCACCCUGGGCUCCCAUCUCAGGCCCCCCUUUUUGGGGGUGCCCUCGGCUCUGUGCCAGACCCCAGGUUAUGGCUUCCUGCCCCCCGCCCAGACGGAGAUGCUGGCCCGGCAGCAGGAGCUACUGCGGAAGCAGAGCCUGGCUCGGCUGGAGAUGUCGGCGGAACUGCUUCGCCAGAAGGAGUUGGAGAGCGCGCACCGGCCGCAGCUGCUGGCGCCUGAGGCGGCCUUGCGCGCCCCGGACAGCGCUGAGGAGCUGCAGCGGCGCGGGGCCUUGCUGGUGCUCAAGCACAGCUCGGCGCCGCUGCUAGCCCUGCCUCCCCAAGGCCCGCCGGGCCCUGGGCCCCCCACUCCGCACCACGAGUCUGCCUGCCGAGCUCCCCGGAAAGAGGGGACUGCCUCUGCCGUAGCCCGGCCCAGCGAACCUAAGGAGCCAACAGGGGUUGCGCUCUGGGCUCAAGAUGGCGCAGAGGAGGCGCCCAAAGACUCAGACGGAGAGGACCCCGAGACGGCAGUUACCGGGGACCGGGGCUCCACCCCAGCCCAAGCCCCAGCUGGAGGGAGCAGCACGGAGGGGAAAAGGCCUCUCUCAGGGCCCACCCUGCCUCCACCCCUGCCCCUGGGCUUCCCCUAUGCGGUUAGCCCCUACCUGCACACAGGAGCCACGGGGAGGCUCUUCGACGGGGAGGCAGCCACGGCUCCUGAGGACAUCAGCAAGUGGACAGUGGACGAUGUCUGCAACUUCGUGGGGGCCCUGUCUGGCUGCAGCGAGUAUACUCGGGUGUUCAGAGAACAAGGAAUCGAUGGGGAGACUCUGCCUCUGCUGACUGAAGAGCACCUGCUGACCACCAUGGGACUGAAGCUGGGGCCUGCCCUCAAGAUCCGGGCCCAGGUGGCCAAGCGCCUGGGUCGUGUUUUCUACAUGGCCAGCUUCCCAGUGGCUCUGCCGCUGCAGCCACCAACCCUUCGGGGUCCUGCGGAGCUCACCCCAGGAGAACAGUCACCAACAGUCACUUCCCCCUAUGGGGAGAGCCACCCCAUUGCUGGCCGAGCCUCGCCCAAGCAGGAGAAUGGAACCUCGACCCUGGCUCUGGCCCCUGGGGCCCCCGACCCUUCCCAACCUCUGUGCUGAGCAGGCAGGUGGGCCACCAGCACUUCCCCAGCUCCAUGUGGCCCUACCUCCCUCAGGCAUUUUGUUCCUUUUGUUUUUGGAUGCAAAAAUACCAAGAAUUUUUAAAAGGAAAAAUGUGUGACUGCAGAAGAACAAGUUUCCAAAGAUUGGGGUAACUGCAGAGAUCUGCAGACAAACCAAAGACAAAGGAGGAGACAGGCCAGGGAGCUUGCCCUCAGCCUGGGAGGAACUCUGGUCUUCAUCUGGGCAGCAGCUCAGCACAGUUCUCACUAUCUGGUCUGCCAUGCUGUACCUGCUGACUGCCCUUCAGGCUGCACAGGCACUGGAAUCAGGGGCACUGCAGGAGCCCCUAGUCCUCCUCUGAGAGCUGCAGAUCCUCCAGCUCAUCCUGCGGCCCCUCAGCCAGCCGCCACAGCUCGCCAGGGACCAGCCCCGCCUCUGCAUCUGGGCCUCCAUCUGCAAAGAGAGAUGAGGCUACAUAAAUUCCGCUUUAUCAGGAAGAA